Molecule: messenger RNA, 2083 nt
Organism: Dunckerocampus dactyliophorus (ringed pipefish)
Lineage: Eukaryota; Metazoa; Chordata; Actinopteri; Syngnathiformes; Syngnathidae
Gene: mfsd11
Product: major facilitator superfamily domain containing 11
Exons: 16
Coding region: 512-1873 (453 amino acids)
Source: RefSeq, a predicted model, not a curated record
UGAGUGUGAUAGCAUCACAAUCCCAAACAUGUGUCACGUCCAUAGAAUCCUGAGACUCAACACUUCAUCCCCACCACCCCAGUGAGGACAGGCGCUACAGAAAAUGGAUGGACGAAUGGAUGGAUGCAGGGGCGCCGUAAAAGGGGGGAGGAAAAGUGAGGACAAUUCCAAGGGGCAAUUCCAGGAAAUAGAUUUAACAACAGAUGAGUCAGCAGCAGCCGUCUCUCCGAUUCACAGAGGAGCAAUAAUACAUAAUAAAUACUAAUACAUAAGGUUCGCUGCGAGGGAACACCGUUGGAGAAUCCGGCUGGUUUCGUCAUGUUGGAUUUUGGAUCCACAGGGAGACGAUAGACGAUCAAGUGCUAGCAGCUAGCCGCGUCCCACACUGACAAACAAGAAGCUCGACCGGGCCGCCGAACCGUCGCCUGCUCGACCUUCUCAGAUGUUCCGGUAGCUUCCCUCCAGGCCAUCGCUGUUGUUCCCGUCCAGGAAGUCGUGAGCGUGGUUCAGAAUGAAUCCGGAGGGGAAGAAGCUGAUGAACAUCAUCAUUCUCGGCGUGGGCUUCAUGUUGAUGUUCACCGCCUUCCAGACGUGUGGCAACAUCGAGCAAACCGUCAUCAAGAGCUUCAACAGCACCUCCUUUCACGCCAGCGGAUACACCAGCAUGGCCAUCAUCUACGGCGUUUUCUCUGCGUCCAACCUGUUGGCGCCCUCCGUGGUCGCCAUCGUGGGACCGCAGCUCGCCAUGUUCUUCAGCGGUCUUCUGUACAGUGGCUAUAUCGCCAUGUUUGUGUACCCGUACACGUGGAGCUUCUACACGGCUUCUGUGCUGGUGGGCAUGGCAGCGGCAGUGUUGUGGACGGCGCAGGGCAACGUGCUCACCAUCAACUCUACGGACCAAACCAUCGGAAGGAACAGCGGCAUUUUUUGGGCUCUGCUGCAGUUCAGCUUGCUGUUUGGAAACCUCUACAUCUUCUUAGCCUGGCAUGGACACGUGCACAUUUCAGACAAGGACCGCCAGACGGUGUUCAUCUCUCUGACGGUCAUCAGCCUGGUGGGCUGCUUCCUCUUCUUUCUGAUCCGGAAGCCCGACGCGGAUGCCGAGGGCGGUCCCGGCGAAGCGUCAGAGGUGCUGCAGGUGGAGUCCAGCGACAGCACGCUCAGGUCGCCAGGCUCGGACCUCUGCUCGCAAGCUGUGGAUGCUUUCGUGCAGGCAUGCAAGCUGUUGGCCACCAAGGAGAUGCUCCUGCUCAGCCUGUCCAUCGCCUACACAGGUUUGGAGCUCACCUUCUACAGCGGCGUGUACGGCACGUGCAUCGGCGCUAUGACGCGCUUUGGCCAGGACGCAAAGAGCCUGAUCGGAAUCUCGGGCAUCUGCAUCGGCCUGGGGGAGAUCUUAGGAGGGGGCGUGUUCGGGAUGCUGGACAAGUGCAACCAGUUUGGGAGGAACCCGGUGGUGCUGCUGGGCCUCAUCACUCACUACGUGGCCUUCUACCUCAUCUUCCUCAACAUCGCCAAUGAUGCUCCUCUGGCGCCUGAGGCAGGGACGGACCUGCGGGCCUUCAUGGAGCCCAGUGUGGGCGUGGCAUUGCUGUGCAGCUUCCUGUUGGGCGUUGGCGACAGCUGCUUCAACACGCAGCUCCUCAGCAUCAUCGGCUUCACCUUCAGGGACAACAGCGCUCCCGCCUUCGCCAUCUUCAAGUUCAUCCAGUCCAUCCUGGCGGCGCUGGCCUUCUUCUACAGCAACUUCCUAUUGCUGCACUGGCAGCUGCUCAUCCUGGUUGUGGUGGGUUUCCUGGGCACGCUCACCUUCUUCACGGCCGAGCGGCUGGCCCAGUCCAACUGGCACGACUCGGACUACGACAGCAUCUGAUGGCGCAGGGGGCGUGUCUAGAAACAGGAAGUCCACUGGGUCACGUGGAGUAUGUCACACGGAGGCAUGAUGGCAAUAUUUGUGCACAGGAAGAAGGGAAUCUUAGCUGCUCGGAAUUAUUUUCUAUGUUUGAUUGUGUCACUUCUGUAUGUUGUUGAUGCCAAGAAGGGAAACGUUUGUCAGCCAAUGAAUAAAGAUGAAGGAAACACA